CUUAAGUUGGUCGCCAUGACGACGACGAAAUGUCUUGGCCGAGUCCCUAAGUGGUCAGUUUCGUUCUGCGAAAUUUCCCGGGGUGCCUCGCGGUCGGGUGCACUUUGUCGCCAGUGUGAGCGGUGUUGCCGACGGUGGGGAGAGAGUUGGUCUGCGGUUCCGCACAUGAAACUCCCGCCGUAAACCUGCCCCUGCACGAUUUCGCGCUUCUUUCACCAGCAGGUGUCGAAAAUGAAGCCGCUAGCGUUGGACGGGCAGCGGAGAGAGGACGGCCUGACGAAGAGCGCGAACCAGAAACCGCGCGGCGGGCGCCAGGUGACGUUUCAGGGGGUGUUUAAUGGCGCAGUGUGCGUGGCUUUUGUCAUCAUGACCGUCGGCUGUGCGGGCUUGUUUUGCCGUAUGACGCAGAUGGAGACAGAGCUGCAAGACCUUCGCCGCGCGUGCACGCCGAUGUCUGACGGCGGCAAGGCCGUAGGCACAACGUCGGACUCCCCGCCAGACGGCCCGGCUCACCUGCCGCAAGAACAGAACAACAACAAUAGACAGGCUCACAGCCUCCGCAGAAGAGACGCCGAGGGAGGACCGACCGAAUCGCCGAAGAGGAGGAAGCGUCAGAAGGGGAGUCGCAGGAGAAACAAGUGCCAGAAGUGCAAAGGUAAAAAAGGCGACGCCGGCCCACCCGGUCCACCCGGGGCGCGGGGCCCGGCUGGUCCGGCCGGGAACUUCACUUCGACCUUCGCACAUUUCAAGAGCAGCGGAGGACGGACCGCAUUGGAGUCAGCCACCCUAAACAACUGGAUCCUGGCAGACUGGGCGAACGAAGAGAAUUUCCCCGUGGCGAGCAGCGGAGAAAUCACGGUGGAGAAACCCGGCAUCUACUUCAUAUACAGUCAGAUCGUAUUCUACGAGAAGCAUCACCUGGUGUCGUACCAGGUGUGCGUGGACGGCAGCAUGUACCUGACAUGUAACGAGAGCGUGGAGAACGUCACCACCGACGUCACGGGGCGCUACAAGACGUGUUACGUCGCCGGACUGGCGCCUCUUCAGGCCGGGGCGAGGGUCGAGGUGCGGCUUCCCACGGAGAACAUGUUCGCGCUGCUGUUCCACGAUACAACCUACCUGGGGCUCAUCAAAGUAGCGGAACUACCGUCAACUUAGUCUGAACAUUUUGUU
Branchiostoma floridae (Florida lancelet) is the source of this 1173-nucleotide messenger RNA. RefSeq names its product ectodysplasin-A-like. Gene Ontology annotation, molecular function: receptor ligand activity; tumor necrosis factor receptor binding. Gene Ontology annotation, cellular component: membrane. Lineage: Eukaryota; Metazoa; Chordata; Leptocardii; Amphioxiformes; Branchiostomatidae. The transcript is spliced from 5 exons. The record is from RefSeq and is a predicted model, not a curated record. The coding region runs from base 232 to 1158 and encodes 308 amino acids. Gene Ontology annotation, biological process: immune response.